CGACCGCUCGGAUAGAGUUACGAGUAUUUUUAUUUCAUUCUGCGCUACAUAUCUAAGGCGACAGACGCCCGUCCUCACACCUCAGUCUCGUUAACCGUUGACUGAGGCUCGUGCACUAACUCUUACCUUUGAUACUCUGCUACUUCUCCGGCUAUCAACCCAGUUGCUCGUUCAUUCAGGUCAUGCAUUGCCUAUUACUGAUGUUCCUCUUGCGCAGGGGUAAAGAGUGCAACGCUGCAGCGGAUGUGAAAACUAUGUUUCUACUCCUUCACCGAAACCUCACAACAACGAUCCGCAGGAGGCGGACAGCAUGGAAGUGGCCGGUUGUGCGGCUGCUUCUAAGCGGUCUUGAUGAUCUUCGGGUAAGUAUUUUAGCCAGUGUUAGCACGCCUUACUUCACUCUUUGUUACGCGUGUUAUGCUUAUUCACAUUCCGUGCUCCGCUUCGACAGCUCUCUUUUCACUUUGCUAUUAGUCCUCUGGAACGGUUUCCCCUCAGUACAUUAAGGUGAGCUUAUGUGCUCCCAAAUGGACAGACGUCGAAUCUCACGAUUGUGGGGAACACUUCCCAGCAUAUCGU
Suillus paluster is the source of this 579-nucleotide messenger RNA. RefSeq lists its product as uncharacterized. Bases 183 to 506 code for a protein of 107 amino acids. The transcript is spliced from 3 exons. NCBI's taxonomy places the organism in Eukaryota, Fungi, Basidiomycota, Agaricomycetes, Boletales, Suillaceae. The record is from RefSeq and is a predicted model, not a curated record.